UGAGAGGAGGCGGUAACGUAGAAGUCAUCUCUGCAAGCGUGAAAGGAAGGAGUGCGCGGCUGAGCCGGAUGCUUUCGGAUUUUGCUUUUACCAGGAGAAAAGUCAGAUCCACGGUUCUGCUGACCGCCUGCGACAGUGUAAAGAGGCGCGGAGCUCCUGGUUCCAGCGUUGCGUGGCCUGCGGCUUACUUUUGGGAUACUUAUCAAGGGUCUACUGUGUGCCAGGCACUAUAUCUGUGUGCAUAGAAAAACCCCUGGAGCUCAUGCUCCAAUAUAUAUGUACAGUGAUCAUCUCUGCUUGCUGAGAUAACAGGAGUGUCAACCUGAUAUUUUUGCUGCUAUCCACUUGUAAAUACACUCAGAAAAAGAGAAUUUGGACCCAGUUUUUGACGACAGGUAGUUUCUAAACAUGAUGCAUUUCAAAAGUGGACUCGAAUUAACUGAGUUGCAAAACAUGACGGUACCCGAAGAUGAUAACAUUAGCAAUGACUCCAAUGAUUUCACUGAAGUAGAGAAUGGUCAGAUAAACAGCAAGUUUAUUUCCGAUCGUGAAAGUAGAAGAAGUCUCACGAACAGCCACUUGGAAAAAAAGAAAUGUGAUGACUAUAUUCCAGGAACGACCUCCUUGGGCAUGUCUGUUUUUAACCUAAGCAACGCCAUUAUGGGCAGUGGGAUUUUAGGACUCGCCUUUGCCCUGGCAAACACUGGAAUCCUACUUUUUCUGGUACUUUUGACUUCAGUAACACUGCUGUCUAUAUAUUCAAUCAACCUGCUGUUGAUCUGUUCAAAGGAAACAGGCUGCAUGGUUUAUGAAAAGCUGGGAGAACAGGUCUUUGGCACCACAGGGAAACUCGUCAUCUUUGGAGCCACCUCCCUACAGAACACUGGAGCAAUGCUGAGCUACCUCUUCAUAGUAAAAAAUGAGCUACCUUCUGCCAUAAAGUUUCUAAUGGGAAAGGAAGAGGAAUUUUCAGCCUGGUACGUGGAUGGCCGCCUUCUGGUGGUGGUAGUUACCUUUGGCAUAAUUCUCCCUCUGUGUCUCUUGAAGAACUUAGGUUAUCUUGGCUAUACUAGUGGAUUUUCCUUGAGCUGUAUGGUUUUUUUCCUAAUUGUGGUUAUCUACAAGAAAUUUCAAAUUCCCUGUUUUGUUCCAGAGCUAAAUUCAACAAGUCCUAAUUCAACAAAUGCAGACAUGUGUACACCAAAAUAUGUUACCUUCAAUUCAAAGACCGUGUAUGCUUUACCAACAAUUGCAUUCGCUUUCGUCUGCCACCCGUCGGUCCUGCCAAUUUACAGUGAGCUUAAAGAUCGAUCACAGAAAAAGAUGCAGAUGGUUUCAAAUAUCUCCUUUUUCGCCAUGUUUGUUAUGUAUUUCUUGACUGCCAUUUUUGGCUACUUGACAUUCUAUGAAAGAGUGCAGCCCGACCUCCUCCACAAGUAUCAGAGUAAGGACGACCUCCUUAUCCUGACGGUACGGCUGGCAGUCAUCGUGGCCGUCAUCCUCACCGUGCCCGUGUUAUUUUUCACGGUUCGAUCUUCCUUAUUUGAACUGGCUAAGAAAACAAAGUUUAAUUUAUGUCGUCAUGUCUUGGUGACCUUCAUACUCCUGGUUAUUAUCAACUUGUUGGUGAUCUUCAUACCCUCCAUGAAGGAUAUUUUUGGAGUCGUUGGUGUUACAUCUGCCAAUAUGCUUAUUUUCAUUCUUCCUUCAUCUCUUUAUUUAAAAAUCACAAGUCAAGAUGGAGAUAAGGGAACUCAACGAAUUUGGGCUGCCCUUUUCUUGGGUCUGGGGGUGUUGUUUUCCCUGGUAAGCAUUCCCUUGGUCAUCUACGACUGGGCCUACUCAUCAAAUGGCCACUGAGACCAGCUGAGAAAAAGAAGCAGUCAAGUUACCGUGCAUCAGCAACCCUUCAUCACUUCCUUUGCAAGUUUACAGAAGCAAACAGGAAUUUACAAGAUACACAAUGAAAUAACACUUUGGUAGCAAAACAAGAGACCUGUUUCUUUCAUGGUUCUUGCCCCUCCAGGAUUGGGGAUCAAUUUUAAGGAUUGUGGAUUUUUUUGGUUCCAAAUUUCAUGCAAAAUCAUAUUUUCCAGUACUUUUCACAGUUGAUUGUUUUUCACUCUACUAUUUUUUUGUGAUUUCAUCGUCUCUUAGAACUUUGAAGACAUGAUCACCCAUCGUGUUUAUUUAUUGUACAUCCAGAUUCUGAAAUAAUUUUCCUACUGAUGUUCAGCUUAUAAUAUCUGUACCUUUUUAGCAGAGAAAAGAAUCUUGAAUUGUAUAUAUUUAUUUUGCUUUACAGAAAAAAAAUGGUUUCGUAAAUAAUUUGCCUAUUUUGGUUAAUAUAGCACAUAGGGAUAAUCAGAUGAGAGUCACAGGGCACAUACCCUUGUUGGAUCAGAGAAUGCCCAAUAUUUGAGGCAGCUCUGAUCACCUGGCAGGCGAGCUUCAGCAGCUCGUGGCCUCGCUGGCAUUCCAUCCACUCUGUGCAGAGACCUUCUCUGCUCAGCUCAGAAAGGGGUGGGAAUGAUUCUUACCUUGGUAAAUAUACUGAACUACACAUCUGGGUUAUCUAGCAAAUGAAGUUUUGUUUCCCUCUUUGUGUCAAAGUUACUCUACAUAAUCUGAGUCAGCUUUUGUUGGGAAAGACCCACAACACCUUUAUAACAAAUUGAGAAGCAAGAGUCCUACAAAAAGAUUGUCCAAAAUGCAUGAGGAAAUGUUUUUCAGAUGCAGAUAGCCUUCAGCCCUACAUCUGUAUUGUUGAAGGGGGAAAAACAUUUUCUUAAAUUAUAAACCCAGCAGCUUCUACUCAUGUCCAUGAGCUUUUUGCACAGAAAAUCAUGUGUUUCUAACCAAGGGUGAUCUAGGGAAAGUAAGUCCUGUUUUAUAUUAGGUACUUUAGGGGGGGUCUUUAAAAGAUUUGUUUUAUAUCUAUGAAAGUGAAAGUGUUAGUUGCUCCGUUAUGUCCACCUUUUUGCAACCUCAUGGACUGUAGCCCACCAGGCUCCUCUUUCCAUGGACUUCUCCAGGCAAAAAUACUGGAGUGGGUAGCCAUUCCCUUCUCAAGGGGAUCUUCCCGACCCAGGGAUCGAACUGGUGUCUACUGCAUUGCAGGCAGAUUCUUUACUGUCUGAGCCACCAAGCGAACCCAAUCCGCCUGCAGUGCAGAAGACCCUGGUUCCAUCUCUGGGUUGGGAAGAUCCCCUGGAGAAGGGAAUGGCUACCCACUCCAGUAUUCUUCCCUGGGGAAGUCCAUGGACAGAGGAGUCUGGCAGACUAUAGUCCAUGAGGUUGCAAAGAGGUGAACACAACUGAGCGACUAACACUUUGUAUCUAUAAAUUUAGGUUAUUGCAAAUACAAGAUUUUUGUACCUUAAAUAAGCCUCAUUCCUAUUUCUUCUCCACUAGCCAUCCAUCCAGUCUUGAAAAAAGAGAAAGAGCCUUCAGAGGUGAUUUUGAGGACAGCGUGUGAUGAAAGCACGGUGUACCCUUCUCCCCCAAGAUGGGGACUUUGGUGUCAGUGCUGUCCCUCUCCUCAUCCCUGGUCAAGGGUGGGCCGUCACUGCCCACCUGAUGUGACCCACAUCGGGACAGAGUCGCUGACACUCUUACCCCAGCCCCUCUCCUAAAAGCAAGUGAAGGAAAUUCCGGAGAGAUUGAAAAAGAAGAGAAGUUCGGGGCACGGUAGCUUGAAAAGGCAUUGGGGACAGGAUAGGAACCCAGCACCACAUCCCCCCUAUGCUGGACCAUCACCUGUGCUUGGAUUGUCUGUAUCACACAAUGAGAAGCAUGUGUACCCUGUGACCUAGUCUCUUGAAACAGGGCUUGUGUUAUAUCUACAUCCUGGUUGAACUCAACAAACACGUCAGUUCACUGAACAGAUAUCUUAUCCAGAGAUAAGUAGCCUCUAACCACAGACUCUUGGCAGAGUUUCGAGGCACUUAACUCUGGGCUCUGUUCCUCCCGCACUGAGAUCCCCGGAGGCCUCCACACUUACCGGGAGUAACACGGAACUGUCCCCUCCCCUUGACAGACUAACAUCCCAUACAGAAAGCAAGCAUCAAGAUCAUUCCUGAUCCUCUUGGGGGAAAAGGAAAGUUUAUUUUCUGCCUGUCUUAGUAGUAUCAUCAUAGCUUCUAAUGUCAUGCUCCAGAAUUAUAUCCACAGACAUCAGAGUUCAGGUGUUUAGAAAUGAGUACCUACCUAUGUAUGAAUUCCUAACCCAGUGAAACCCACAGCCAUUUCUGUCCUUCUCAGCAGUCUUUCAUAGAUAAGCAGAAGAGAAACUCAACCAAACAAGAUGCCUGGCCCUUGGAGCUUGGCUGGGGCACCCAAUCAUGUAAUAGCUAGCUAGUGGAUGACCCUCCAUUAAAAAAAUACAAAUUUAUUUGCAAGCUUUAUUAGGCUACUUCCUGUUUUCUUCAUUAACUUAUAAAAAUUCACUUUCUGCCUAUACAGUCAGUUUAGAAGAUUAUCAUUAGGUCUUGGGAUGUGUAGUGAUAUUUUUGGAUCUCUGGAUUUUAUGUGUCAGAACAAGGGAUUUUUUUUUAUUAUUUAAAAUAUGCUUAUUUACAGGAGGCACUUGUUGACGUCUGCACUACUACAGGUUUUUAAAAUCUUCUUUGUAUGUUUAUUUAAGUUUAUUGUUGACUGAAUAUAAUAGACCCUAGUGUAAUUUGUCAGAUGUCAGUGAUUAAUUUCAUCAUUUGUGUGGGAUUAGCUGUAAAGUGUGCUGUUCUUAUUAUUCUUGUUCAGAGUAGUGAACCCAUCGCCAAAAAUACAUGUACCACAGAUGUUAGGUAGAAUUUAAAUCACACAGUCAAGUGCUGUACAGGUUUUUCUGCUAUGUGAGUAGACUAAGGAAUUUUAUACCUCAGGCCUUUGGGAGCAGCACGUUUUCCUUGGGUAGAUAGGACCUCAGCACCAGUGAACAGUGCUAGGUUCACACUUUGGGGUAUGACCUGUUCUCUAGUUGUAAUAACAUAGCACACUGUAAAUCCCUAAUUUCCUUCAUGUUACUUAUUGGAAGUGAGGACAGCAGCAUAUGUACAGGGAAGAAAUGCAGUCUUGUUAAUCAUAGGCAGUCCCCAGUUUAUAAGCUAGUGCAGAACCCCAACUUACAGGCAGAGUAUAGUGUAGAAUUGUCCGUUGGUUGUUUGUAACCUGGAAUGUAUUUUCCUUCAGAAAUCAAGUUAUACAUUGAUGGUUAGGCCCUCAGGCCACCUAGAAAAGAUGAUCUAAACUCAUCAUUUAGCUGAAACAGGAUACUGUAUUAGCAAGAUUGCUAAGGAAUCUAAGCAAUGAAUCUGAUUUUGUUCCUAGCAGAUGUUUGUUCAGAGUUGCCGAGAAUCCGUCCCUCGUGCUGUUAGUGGAAUCUGGAUCAACCGCUCCAACCUCACACUGCCUGUUGGGUGGUGGCACCAGAGUAAGCCACCAAUUAGAAGUGCCCAGAGUGGCCUACAGCUGGGUCCCCAGCAAAGGAAGGGGACCAGGUCCAGGGCAACCAGAGACCUCACAGGAAGAGGAGGGUUAAGGAGGAUGAGGGGUCCUCCGGUGGGCCGUACAUCACCAGGGACAUUCUCCACUGCUACCCCUUCUGUUCUCUGGAGGCUCAGGCCUGGCCUGCCUGCUUCUGUUUGUAGAACCUUUUGCUCCUGGAGUUUAUCUCCUUCACUCCCACUACCAUAAAUGAUGUCACUGCAUAACUUCUCUUGCAUGCCAGUCGCUGAAGCCAGCACACAGCACUUUUAAUGGAUUUAGUGCUAGGAAACCAUAGUUUAACUGCCCAGUAGUCAAAGAGGGGUAAAAACCUCUCUACCCACCUUUCCUCUCAUAUUUGCAGACCCUGUUGAGAAAGACAUACAUGGGUGAUGGCCAUGGGGCUUGGGGUGGACUAAUGGCUGUGAUAAGGUGUCAUAGUAUUUCAGAGGACACCUCAGACAGUCACCCCAGAAUUAGCUUUUGUCUAGAGUUGGAUUCAAGCCUCCAAGUCAGUGUUCCUCAAAGUGGGGAUCCCCAGAUCAGCAGCAUCAGCAUCACCUGGGAACUCGAUGGGAUGCACGUACUUAGGCCUCAGUCCAGACCAAAUAAGAUCAGAAACUAUGAGGGUGGAGGUCCAGCAAACUGCUCAAUGAUCUUGGCACAGGUCAAGUUAGAGACCCACACGGAGCAAAUUCGUCUCUCCUUUUUCUCCCCACUAGUCCUAUCUGUCAUUCUCAGAUGGUGAUUCCUGGGACUUGAGGGAGAAGAAGUGGGAGCCAGGACUUAGGGAGGGGAGGAAUGCAGCCGCCUUCCCACUGGAAAUGCGGGUACAGGUGCAUCGUUGCAAAUAAGGCUGCCUGCACGUGGCCUGAGACACAGUAAGGCUACGGUUUUGGCAGCUGUGAAGAAAUGAAAAUGAGGUGUUUUAGGUGUUGUUUUUUUUUUCUUUUUUGAAAGCAAUUAAAAGAUAUACCCUUUGUUAGAGGAAAUUCUGAAUUUAGGUCAGAAGUUUCUCUAGAAUGUUUGGGUUCAUCAUGUGAUGAUCAAUCCUGUCCUCCCUUUAAAGGGAGUUCUCUGCUGAAAGGGGCUACAGACUGCUUUGACAAGGUUAGCGCUCCACUUGUGUUUCAGCGGGUCAGAGUGCUGGACGGCACAUCUUGUUGGGUCGGGGGUGGGGAGGAGAUUGAUGAAAUGAUCAGGUAUUUGAUUUUAUGCCUUUAGUGCAAAAGCCAUCAGUUUCCCUCUGUUUUUCAAUGUAAGUUGGCUUGAGGCUUAGGCUGUAAACCUUAAGAAUAUGAUUCCUCCAUUCCAGUUCAUGGUAAACUUCUACCCACUUUCAAAAUAAAGAUUGAGAUUAUAUCAUUUAAGGAUGUUAAUGUUUUCCUUAGGGAUGGCAAAUCUAAGAAUCUUUUAGCAACAGAACACCAUUCCUCUAAAAUACAGUGAAUUAUUUAUAAUGAUCUAAGGUUUUCAGAUGAAAAAUUGGGGACGGGGUGGCUGACAGCUGAAAAAUACCACUAAAUCUUAAAGGGAAAGUUCUUGAAAAGCAUGUAAAAUUCACAGGGCUCAGACCUCUUUCUUUAGAGUUUUCUGUAAGGAAGAACUGUGAAACUGGGCCCAUGUGCAUACAGGCUUGAAUUUGUGUUUUUAAAAGGAAGAAUCUAUGCAGUUGAGGCUUAUUGUAGGAAAUACUUCAUUUGUAUGUAAAUACAUUGUAAAUAAAUAGGAGGCUGUAUAUUUUUGAAGUUGUUGAUCCACAUUGAAAUAGAAGUCACUAGUAUCUGCAUAUCAAGAAUAAAUGUCUUCAUUAAUAUUAGUGGUUUUGUUUGGCAAUUAGAAAAAUUUACAUUCUCUCCCAGGUAACAUAGUUCUCUUAAUGUAAACUUGGAACCUACAAAUCUUACUUGUUUAGAGAGAGAAAUGUCUGAGAAAUGUUACGUUGAUUUCUUAUACUGGUAUUAAGAUUAAUUAUUUCAAAGCUAGUUCUCUGAGCUACAAAUAAGAAGAAACAUUUUAGACCCAAAUUAUUGCUAUAUAGAAAUAGAAUACCCAAAAUAAUGAGUUGUUUCUUCGCAAUACUGUUCCAGCGUUAACACUGAUACUACUACACAGUAUUUAUGAAAACAGAAGUUGGGGAAGAGGAAUUUUUUUUUUUUCCAAAAUUGAAUUUCUGUUUCCCAAACUUUGGUCUCUUUGAAAGGGAAAGACCUGAAUCUUAGACCUGAAUAUUAACUGUGAGCACAAAUAUGAAAGAAAGAAAAAAGGAACUAUUAUUUUAUCAAACUUUGGAAAGUCUUGCAUGUUUCCCUUUUCAGUGUCCACGCCAACAUAGGAUGUCUUAAGUAAUUUUUGCCCCAAAAACACUUGAAUCUUGAUCACUGGUAUGUAAUCUACUCUCUAGAGUUCAGUGUAUUCUAGACUUCAUCUACCUAUAGCACACCACUGAUUUACUAAUGUAAAACCUUGUCAAUGAUUUCAGAUGGAUGAUUUAAGUGAGUCACCCGUCACAAAACUUUGUCAUUCAUGGUUGAUUAAACACAUAGGUUUUUUUCCCCCCACCCCAGGAUGUGGUGUAAAUAAAGACAUGUAAGAAGUUCUAUUGUAUAAUUGCUCUGUUAACAUAGUUUUUAAACAUUAAAAUGUGGAAUAAAGCA
Molecule: messenger RNA, 8141 nt
Organism: Dama dama (fallow deer)
Lineage: Eukaryota; Metazoa; Chordata; Mammalia; Artiodactyla; Cervidae
Gene: SLC38A1
Product: solute carrier family 38 member 1
Exons: 17
Coding region: 409-1860 (483 amino acids)
Biological process (GO): L-glutamine transport; amino acid transmembrane transport
Molecular function (GO): L-glutamine transmembrane transporter activity
Source: RefSeq, a predicted model, not a curated record